CCCGCCCCUUCCGUAACACGCCCUCUCCGUGUCCCGCCCCCUGCCCUCUGGACACUUCGCCUCAGUCUCAGUGCAACCAGCGCGGUGAGCGCUGCUGUGCGCCAUCAUGGAGCAGGGCAUCGCGGGCCGCCGGGCGCUCGUCACUGGGGCAGGCAAAGGCAUCGGACGCCGCACGGUCCAGGCUCUGCACGAGGCGGGGGCGCGGGUGGUGGCCGUCAGCCGGUCCCGAGCCGACCUGGACAGCCUGGCCCGCGAGUGCCCAGGGAUAGAGCCCGUGUGCGUGGACCUGGGUGACUGGGAGGCCACAGAGCAGGCGCUGGCCAGCAUGGGCCCCGUGGACCUGCUGGUGAACAACGCGGCCGUGGCGCUGCUGCAGCCCUUCCUAGAGAUCACCAAGGAGGCGUGUGACAAGUCCUUUGCCGUGAACCUUCGAGCUGUGAUCCAGGUGUCUCAGAUGGUGGCCCGGGGCUUGAAAGCUCGGGGCACCCCAGGGUCCAUAGUAAAUGUCUCCAGCCAGGCAUCUCAGCGUGCACUGACUAACCACAGUGUCUACUGCUCCUCCAAGGGCGCCCUAGACAUGCUGACCAAGGUGAUGGCUUUGGAGCUGGGGCCACACAAGAUUCGAGUGAAUGCAGUGAACCCCACAGUGGUCAUGACACCCAUGGGCCAGGCCAACUGGAGCGACCCUCAGAAGGCCAAGGCCAUGCUGGACCGUAUCCCACUUGGCAGGUUUGCUGAGAUGGACAAUGUGGUGGAUGCCAUCCUCUUCCUGCUGAGUGACCGGAGCAGCAUGACCACGGGCUGCACUCUGCCAGUGGAUGGGGGUUUCCUGGCCACCUGAGUUCCUACCUCCCCCACUCAGCCAAGCCCAGUACUAAGCCCCUCCACCCCAUCCCCAAUCCCUCAAUAAAUGGCUUUUCUGUUUGA
Messenger RNA from Erinaceus europaeus (western European hedgehog), 927 nucleotides. RefSeq names its product dicarbonyl and L-xylulose reductase (gene DCXR). The transcript is spliced from 8 exons. Lineage: Eukaryota; Metazoa; Chordata; Mammalia; Eulipotyphla; Erinaceidae. Gene Ontology annotation, molecular function: L-xylulose reductase (NADPH) activity; carbonyl reductase (NADPH) activity. The coding region runs from base 107 to 841 and encodes 244 amino acids. Gene Ontology annotation, biological process: glucose metabolic process; xylulose metabolic process. The record is from RefSeq and is a predicted model, not a curated record.